GCUCCAGCUCGCUUGUUCCGAGGACAUCCACCAAUGGUCUGGGGGCGUGGGCGGGUCCACGACGAGUGCUGAGAUGCUAUUGGUGGAGACGCUGAUCAAACGUUCGCAGCAGAAGAAGAGGAUUUCACCGCUGAACUACAAAGAGCGGCUGUUUGUCCUCACCAGGACCAGGCUGUCCUACUACCAAGGAAGACCCAAGAAGAAAUGCAGGAGAGGCUCGAUCGAGCUGAGUCGCAUCAGGUGUGUUGAGAUCGUCAAGAACAGAGGAGGAUUCAUCCCCUGCCAGAACAAAUACCCCUUUCAGGUGGUGUACGAUACCAACACGCUCUAUGUUUUUGCUCCAAGUAACGACAGCAGAAGUCUCUGGGUUCAGAGCCUCAAAGAAGAGAUCAAAAACAACCCGGUGGUCUUGGCCAAGUUUCACCCACAGUUCUGGCAGGAAGGGGCGUGGCUUUGCUGUCGCCAGGUGGAGAAGCAGGCCAUCGGCUGCGAGGAGUACAACCUGUUUGGAGACAGUGCGUUUUCCAGAAAACCAUUACCCCCGGUUCCUGGAGAGCUGUGCACACCCUCUCCCCGUCUCCUCCCCCAAGCACCUGAGGAUGAUUAUUCAGAUGAAGAUGAAGAUGACAACGAAGAUGAGGAAGUGGUGGUGGCACUGUAUGAUUUCCUGGGCACCGAGCCACAUGACUUGUGUCUGGUGAAAGGAGACGAGUAUGUGAUCCUGGAGAAGUCAGACGUGAACUGGUACAGGGCGCACAACAAGUACGGCGAGGAGGGCUACAUCCCCAGUAACUAUGUAACAGAGAAACAAUCCGGAAACCUGGUGCAGUUUGCUUGGUACAGUAAACAAGUGAACAGGAACAAGGCGGAGGAGCUGCUGAGGAAGCAGGACAAAGAAGGAACCUUCAUUGUCAGAGACUCCAGCACUCCAGGAACCUACACCGUGUCUCUCUACGCCAAGUCUGCCAUAGGGCAGGGAGGGGCAGUUAUAAAGCAUUACCACAUCAAGGAGACUCACGGCUCACCUAAACAGUUCUACCUGUCUGAGAAACACCAGUUCAGCUCCAUCCCUGAACUGAUCGAGUACCACAAACACAAUGCAGCAGGCCUCGUGACCCGGCUGAGGUACCCCGCAGGAGAACAGGACAAGUCAGCUCCGUCCACCGCCGGCUUCAGCUACGAGAAGUGGGAGAUCAACCCCAGUGAGCUGACCUUCAUGAAGGAGGUGGGCAGCGGCCAGUUCGGCGUGGUGAAGCUCGGCAAGUGGAGGGCUCAGCACAAAGUGGCCAUCAAGACGAUGAGGGAGGGAGCCAUGUACGAGGAGGACUUCAUCGAGGAGGCCAAGAUCAUGAUGAGACUGUCCCACCCUAAUCUGGUGCAGCUGUAUGGUAUCUGCAGCCAGCAGCGGCCCGUUUACAUUGUCACAGAGUUCAUGGAGCACGGCUGCCUGCUGAGCUUCCUCCAGCAGCGGAGGGGCAGCUUCAGCCUGGGGUCUUUGCUGAGCAUGUGCCUGGACGUCAGUGAGGGCAUGGAGCACCUGGAGGCCAACAGCUUCAUCCACAGAGAUCUGGCUGCCAGGAACUGUUUGGUGAACGAGGCUCUGGUAGUGAAGGUAUCGGACUUCGGCAUGGCCAGGUACGUGUUAGACAACCAGUACACCAGCUCAUCAGCUAAGUUUCCUGUGAAGUGGUCAGCUCCUGAGGUGGUUAACUUCAGCAAAUACAGCAGCAAAUCGGACGUCUGGUCCUAUGGUGUGCUGAUGUGGGAGGUGUUUACAGAGGGUCGCAUGCCGUUCGAACAGCAUCAGAACCACGAGGUGGUUGCCUUGGUAACCCAGGGUCACCGCCUCUACCAGCCCAAACUGGCCACGCCUGCCAUCUACAACAUAAUGCAGCUCUGUUGGUACGAGAGACCGGAGGAGCGUCCGUCGUUCUUACAGCUUUGCAUGAUGAUCUCUGACACUCUGGAGGAUGACGACCUUCCCUCAAACUGACUGACCAGUCAGCUGCAGCCAUGUUGGCCCCUAAACUCCGGCUCCAUGACUUUAAUAACCGGCCAUUUUCAGUGGUGGUGUGGCGGUCAUUGUCUAAAGGUGGGGGCUGACUUAACUUAACUGGCCAAAACCUUCAAAGACUGGACAGGCCAAACCUCCAGCAGCUUGAACACACACCUAACGCCUGUCUGGAGCAAGUGGAAGCUCUGGCAGCGACAAGCCAGUAAAACUCGUGAGAUCAUUGUUUAUACCUGUCGAUGUCUGCACUUCAGUUUAUGCUGAAAAGAGUCUGGGUGAGACCCUGGAUGGAGAGACGUGGACGACGCUGCCUGUGGGGCGACAGGUGUACAGGUGUUUGAACUGAUGGUAAUGUUGGAGAGGCGUUCAUUCUCAUGACACAGUUCAGUCAGUGUUUCGUCCACUCAGUUGUCCAGUGCACUUUAACCUCUACAGCCCUUUUGAAAAUCACCAUUCAAGAAACUUUAUGGUUAACGUACAGACAUGUUUAAAUAAAUCGUUAUGGGAACGAGUGGCAGUGGCCGGUUCUUAAACUAUAAGAUUAGAUCUUUACAUGACACAAGCUACACAGUUUUAUCUGACGACUAACCCAGACCCAGCAGUUACGUGUGUGUCCACCUUAAGACAGAGGAGAACAGUGUGAACACAGUGUGCUGUCGUGAACUGACCCGUCACGCCAGCUAGUCGACUCAUCCGCCAAUCAUCUGUAUUUAGACCUGCCAUCGCCGCUCUGAGUGACAGCAAUCCAGAACCGAGGCUGCGUUCACGCCACAAACUGCUGCUCACGUCACAUUCGUUUCAGGAUGACGGACACCAACAUGAACUGACAGCGAUGAAGAAAACAUUUAACGGGCUUGGGAAGGUUCAGUUCUCACCUGACCAUGACACUCCAGUGCAUUCUGGGUCUGCCCCACUGUUUCGUCCCAGUCGAGCGCAAGUCAGAGACCUGUCAAUGACACGGGGACACGCACAUAUUUGAAGGCACAGCACACAAUAUGAAGCUUCAUGUUUGAUUUGAUUUGAUUUGAUUUCUUCUUUCAAACAUGUAACAACAAUCAAUAUGUCAACACACAUA
Messenger RNA from Monopterus albus (swamp eel), 3086 nucleotides. RefSeq names its product tec protein tyrosine kinase (gene tec). The record is from RefSeq and is a predicted model, not a curated record. The coding region runs from base 74 to 1993 and encodes 639 amino acids. Gene Ontology annotation, biological process: intracellular signal transduction; protein phosphorylation. NCBI's taxonomy places the organism in Eukaryota, Metazoa, Chordata, Actinopteri, Synbranchiformes, Synbranchidae. Gene Ontology annotation, molecular function: protein tyrosine kinase activity; protein binding; ATP binding. The transcript is spliced from 17 exons.